CUCGACGUUUUCAGCAACAACGACGGAAGUGUUCUGCGGACUGCGGCCAUUUCUUACGCCGUCGAUCUUAGUACCGUUAGUUUCAGUGUUUGUUCGACAAGGUAUUUUAUUUUUGUAAACAGGAUACAAUUCUGUGGUUUCUUGACUGGCUCACUCGCCAGUUGAAUCUCUUAAGAAUGGACCCAACAAGUCGAUACCAAGUGCUACACAACGAGGAUGACUGCGCUGAGGCUUCUGGCAGUGAGCAGCAACCCUCUGCCGCCACCCAGGCUGGAGCGUCGCAUGACCAAAGUCAGACACAGAGCAGUGUCCUUCCUGCCCCUCCACCAGCGGACGCUACAGGGGCAGAUGCACCUCCGCCCCCUUACGCCUCCAUUGACCUGGGUGCAACUGCAGCUGUGCCUGAGACCAGUUUCCAAAGUGACUUCCCAGUGCCACCACCCUAUAGUGUGGCCACUUCGUUGCCCACAUACGAUGAAGCAGAAAAAGCAAAAGCCGCCUCCAUGGCUGCUUCCACUGUGGAGGUUAUCUCACGGGAGGAUGAAUUUCUUCCCAGAGAUGAUUUUAGUGAUGCUGACCAACUGCGAGUUGGGAAUGAUGGAAUCUUCAUGCUGGCCUUUUUCAUGGCCUUCCUGUUUAACUGGAUCGGCUUCUGUUUGUCCUUCUGUUUGACCAACACCAUUGCAGGGCGCUACGGUGCCAUUUGUGGCUUUGGCCUCUCUCUAAUCAAGUGGAUUCUCAUUGUCAGGUUCUCGGACUACUUCACUGGCUACUUUAAUGGUCAGUACUGGCUUUGGUGGAUCUUCCUGUUGCUUGGUCUCCUGCUGUUCUUCAGAGGUUUUGUGAACUACUUAAAGGUCCGCAACAUGUCAGAGAACAUGGCCUCUUCACACAGAACACGCCUCUUCUUCCUGUAUUAACUCGGGUCAGCCCCACCACCAUUCCGUUCCAUUGAGAUGCCCGACAACAACCACCCACCCCCACCCUCGAAUGACCUGCCAGGCCAUUGCUGCAGUGAAGAGGAAGCAGGGCAGCAAAGUAAAUAUAGGGAGAAAGGUAUAGUUGAAUGCAUAACAAAUAGAUGUAGAUUUUCUCCACAUAGCAAUGUGCCGGUCAGCCAAUGAACAUCUGAUCAAGUCUUACUCCAUCCAGGAUGUAGCACUUUCACCUCAGUGGGACUAGUGCCUACAUCCUUAUUAACACCUUAGUCACUUAUACUACAACAGCCAGUUGAAUUAAACCUAAUCCUUUUAAUCUUAAAGUGAACAAAAUAGCAUUUUAGCAUGUCUGAGCCAAAUGGGAAACAGGAUGAAUUUGAGGAUUUUAUUCCUGUCCUAUGCAGCAACAGCCAGAUAAUUAUACUGCAGGAGGGCUACUAGUGUUGUCAUUUCUGAUAGUAACAAAAAGAAAGCUAUCUGACCUUAAGCAGUGGUCAUGGUUGUUCUCACGGUUGAUCGAGCACAGCCUAUCAUCAGUGUAUCGUUAAAGUUGAACCAAACUCAUUGUUGUUUUGUUUCUAUUGCAUUAAAUAUCUUUGAAGGUAAGUGUUGAAAACGUGCAGAAACUGAGAACAAUUUAGUACUGAAGUGUUGAGAUAUAAAAAAACUAUUUUCAUCAUCUCAGUAGGCCGGAGUUUAUGGACAGGGCUAAAAACUAGACCCCUGACGUCAUGGGGCUGGGGUGCAUACUUUCUAGCAUGAGGCCCUCCCCCAUGAUAUAAACAUCAAGCGCCCUUAUUCCAUGCAGUGGCCAUUCUCCAGAAUUGCCACUUCCUCAUUAAUGAUAACCUUACCCAGCCUGUACUACCAGUAUCGCAUGCAGUUGGCCAUCAAACAGCAUCGGCGGCCCCUUGACAACUUGACGGCGGGAGGUCCGGCACCCCAGUGUUCGGGCCGUCAGCCUCACAGUCGUGGGACAAGGAGGCGGAGGGGGGAAAAAAUCAUCCGAGUGGCGCGAUACUGUGGCCGUUUAUGGUGCUCCCUUUGGUGGCCACAGAAGCAUGUUGUACCGCUGAAUUUCAAAGGAGGGAAAAUUGUCCCGAUGGUGUGACUACUGGUAAUUAUGCCAGUUCAGAGGCUGCAUCUGUGCAACCUGUGAUAACGUGUGCGAUGUCCGUUGCUGGGAAUUUUCCUGUCCAUGUUAGGAGCCAUGAAAAAAGGCAUGUAUUUGAUUGACAAUUGAAAGCUCCAGGGAGAAGGAGUUUUCAGAGCAUUUAGUGACACGCCCACAGCGUCUGCAAACUGAAAGAAUGUCUCAAUUCUUGACCAUUUUGAAACCUGAUUUCACAUACUUUGCGAUUUAUUUAUUUUUCCAUUUAUUUUCUGGCUUGUUAACAAGACUUUUCUGUAAUGCGUUAAAUUUACAAGACAGUUUUUGGUCUGUUUGGUUCAACUUUAAGAUAAAAAAAAAAAAUACAGUUUUACAAAUCCUAUGCAAUAUAGUUAUUUUGAGUUACCUACAAUAACAGUUGUGGAUAAUAAAAGUCAUAAUUGCAAUCGAGUACUGAUGCAGAAGGUUGGCUAUAUGACUAAAAAUGUGACCGGCCAUGCAUUUACACGGAUGGUUUUCUGUGGUUUUAUAACUAUUUAAAUGUCCAUCCUUUCUUUUCAUGGAAGUGUUUUGUGGCAAUGGGAACACCCCAAAUGGCAUGAACUGCUAAUAUUUGCUAGUUUGUAAUAAAAAACCAGAGAUGCCAUUGUUCAGUGUAAUCACAGCAAGUGGUGAGAGCUGAGCCCAACUGGACAAAGUAAACCUGAAAAUGAAAUGUAAAUACCAGCUUAAUACCAAUUCAUAUUUGCACUUUGAACUUCUGUACAGUAUAAUUUGUGAAUCUGCUUAACUUGAUGUGGUGGUGGAGCAGUAAAAAAAAAAAAUGUAGACUGCUUUCCAUGUUUUUCAACUUGAAUUGUUCAUGUGAAAUACUGCUGUUUUUUUUUCAUUUUCUUUGCACUUUUUCUUUUAUCAACUGAACUGUCACUGUUUAAGUAUUUGCCGAACUCUUAAUCGCCUUUUUUUUCCCCCUCAGCCUUUUCCAGCGGUACCCAAAUUUGCUGCAUGAUUUACGUGCUUAAAUGAUUAGCAGGGAUAUCAGGAGUCCACAGUUUAUUAACAAACCCAUGAACCAAUACAAAGAACAAAUGAAAUAAAAUGGCAGUCAUUUUGUUCUUGCUUUCGCAAAUGUAACCUGUCAUUUAUUGUGACUGGAAUUAUGUUGGAAAUUGCCAAUAAAGUUUGAAAAUAUACCGAUA
Phycodurus eques (leafy seadragon) is the source of this 3248-nucleotide messenger RNA. RefSeq names its product Nedd4 family interacting protein 2 (gene ndfip2). Lineage: Eukaryota; Metazoa; Chordata; Actinopteri; Syngnathiformes; Syngnathidae. The transcript has 8 exons. The record is from RefSeq and is a predicted model, not a curated record. Gene Ontology annotation, cellular component: endoplasmic reticulum; Golgi apparatus; perinuclear region of cytoplasm. Gene Ontology annotation, biological process: metal ion transport; vacuolar transport; positive regulation of protein ubiquitination. Gene Ontology annotation, molecular function: WW domain binding. The coding region runs from base 177 to 920 and encodes 247 amino acids.